AUGGCGGGUGUCCAGACCACCAUCAAAACGGAGCUCUGCUCCUUCAGCGAAUACCGUAUUUACCCGGGUCGCGGCCUGAAGUUUGUUUCUCGCGAUGGAAAAGUGCACACCUACAUCCACUCCAAGGAGGCGCGCCUUGGCCGACAGAAGAAGAAGGCAGCCAAACUCCGUUGGACAUUGGUAUGGCGGCGUGCCAACAAGAAGAUUCGAGGAGAGGCCGUCGCAAAGCGGCGUACGCGCAAAGGAGGAAAGGUUCAGAAGGCUAUUGUGGGUAUUUCCCUUGAAGAGAUUAAACAGAGGAGGGCAGCAAAGCCAGACCCAACUAAGAUGAGGAAGAUGCCUGCAAAGGAAAAGAAGGAGAAGAAAGAGAAGCCGAAACAGACUGUAGUCCCGGGAACACGAGCCCCCCCAGUAAAGAAGAUGGUUCCGAGGGCGCAGAAGGUGGCAGCCGCUCGCCUCAUGUGA
Molecule: messenger RNA, 465 nt
Organism: Eimeria necatrix
Lineage: Eukaryota; Apicomplexa; Conoidasida; Eucoccidiorida; Eimeriidae
Product: 60S ribosomal protein L24, putative
Exons: 3
Coding region: 1-465 (154 amino acids)
Biological process (GO): cytoplasmic translation
Cellular component (GO): cytosolic large ribosomal subunit
Molecular function (GO): structural constituent of ribosome; mRNA binding
Source: RefSeq, a predicted model, not a curated record